CGCAGCGUACCGACCGUGCGUGUGCAUAAACUUGUGGCACAGACGGAUUGAAAAAUUUAGUUUUCUUUUCAUUCUUUUAUUUGAUCUAUUUUCACACAAAAUCGUACCGCGUUUUGAACAAAAGAUUGCAACCUUUAUUAACUGAAAAUGCCACCAAGCUCUUGCUAUUGGACUCGCAAGUUGGAGCUCGAAUUGGUUGAUUUCAUUCGCGAAAGAGAAUUCGUUUGGAAGCCUGUUGGCAAUACAAAUCACCAUAUUCAGCAGAAGUACAAGGCGUUCGCAGAGUUUGCGGCUCGGCUGGGGCGUGGAUUCACUGCUCGCUCAGUCAGAGACCGUUGGGUGAACAUCCGCAGCACGUUCAAUCACAACCUCCGGAGAGUGGAAAGGUCGAAGGAGACAGCGCAGACAUUGGAUCAGGUGUACGUCCCUUGCUGGCCGCUGUGGAAACCAUUGCAGUUUCUACGAGAAGUGGCAAGAAGUGACGAUGUCAAAUAUGAGGGUUAUCAAUCUGGACAAUUAGCACCAUACACAGUUGAACAGCAAGUCGAAGUCAAGCAAGAAUCCCAGUCUGAUUUUGACGAUAAUGGCUUACUGAGAAUAAGGCAACGGGGCCAACGAACCGACAGGCCCCGGAGAAAAGCAGUCUGUUCUAAAGUACAGACAAGCAAAUGCACAAAAGUUAUAGACAAUCUUGUGAAAUCCAUGGAGCCUUUAGUCAACAAAGAGCCAAAUCGUGAAACAUAUCGAUUCUUCGGCAAACAUGUAACAGAACAGCUUAAUGCCAUGAGAGAAAAAGAUGCUGAGUGCGCUGCGGCUGAUAUCAUGAAGCUUCUGGAAAAUAUUAGGAGCAAUACCUAAAGAAACAUCAACUGUGUGUCUGGUGUAAUUUUCUUUGUAUCUAUGAUACAAAAUGCCCUUAUGGAGGAGAUAUUCAAUCAAUACAAUUGAUACAAAUGACAUCAAAAAUCAUGUACAUGUUGUGUGCAUGUGUCGGCAUAUAAACUCUCAAGCGUCAUAAAAAUAUGUUGAACCUGUUAUUGGUUGUCCCCUCGUGUUUCACUUGGUUGCUUAUGGCAAACAGGUUUUAUGAGACUGGAAAUAUUACUGUGGGAAUCUCAUUUCCUCACCUUAAACGUUUAUGUCAGUCUGCUGUCGUCGUUGGCUUGUAUUUUGUGGUUCUUCAAAUGUGAGUUGGUCAGGUUUUAGCUUUCUCAUUGAAGUAAUUUUAUAAAUGGAAAUUGAAACAAAUUUUCAGUUGUUGUUGUUGUUGUAGUUGUGUAUUUAUUUGCAAAAAAAAUAUGAUUGUCAAAAAUAAUAAUGCUGAAAAAUAUGUUUAGCAACAGUUAAUCUAUGCAGAUCUCUUUAUGAAAUACAUAAAGAUUAAAUUAAAAUAUUGGUAUAGGAAGAAGGCUUCGUUGUUUCUAAAUGUGUUGUCUUUGGUCUUUAUUUCAUAUCUCAUUUGGUAGUAAUAAUAAAAAAAAAUGCAUAAAACAUUUAUUUCUGCACUUACUGGUUGCAAACUUUACCUCGUUCUGCAUUAGAAAACAGUCUGACUGAAUAUUGUAGUACGUUUUAACGACUUUUAACGUUGUGUCCCAUAAAAAUAAAGCAAUAAAAUUCUGAAUGUUUAUAGCCAUACCAUAGGCUUUCGAACGAUUUGAAUUCUUCUCUGUCUGAUGCAACAAAACAUUAUAUUUUAUGGCUUACCGCAUGUUUUCACUAAACCAGUUUGUCAGAUGUUUGGAAUUUGGGAAAUAUUGUAAUUGAUGUGGUUGUAUAAAAUCAUUAUUUAUAAAAUUCUUGCAUUAAGUUGCACUUCUGUUCUUCACUUGACUUUUUCGAAUCAGUUGAUAUUUUCGGUAAAUCAACAAAAUAACAAUUUUUUUCUAUUGAAAAAACUCAAGUACAUAAUGUUGUCUCAAUACUCUUCCUGCAGCUUUUGUGCUUCAUACAAAUUGGUAUACUUUAUAUGAAAGAAACUCCAAUCUUCAAAACUUUUUUUUUUCUGAACAAAAUAUGUAUGGGCGAGCUGCGUAUUUGAUUUUUAAAAACACUAAGAAUAAUUUACAUAAUUAUGCCCGAAGUUGAAACAUAACGUUGCGGUAUAAUUAAUUUUAACAGGUUUAAACGGGAUCCGUGGUCACAGGCUGACCACGGCCGGUGCAUCCCGGUUGAAACAUCAGGCAAAUAUUUACCUAACCGCUUAUCGAGUUAAUAAAACCUGUUAUAAUUUUAACAGGUUUUAACUCGCGAAAGUUUUAAUGUCGCGGUGUUUCUAUACUUCGAAUACAGGCUUUACUCGGCUCUGCUACCACUAUGGUGAGCCAAUUGCCAACAUUGUUAAACAAUAGUUAUACUGACAUACACUUCAGCCGAUCAGUUGUCCUUUGUUAAGGUGGACAAUACAUAAUUCUGGUAACGGGCGUUUGUUCAUUGUUAUACUUGUUUUCCAUGAAGCGUUUAUCACGUUUGGUGGACCAAGUGCGAUUACAUUUCAAAGAGUGCAUUGUUCUCAGGUUCUUGGUAUAACGUCGUUGUAUUUGUUUGUAUUUCAUAUUUGUACCCCCUUACUAAUAAAACUUACACGCUCGUUGAACAGUGUUUUAAAGUGACGUUUAGUAUGGAAAUGUCAUUUUAAAACAGUGUUCAGCAACUGUAACUUUUUAUUAGUAAAGGGGUUACUGUUUACUUACCAUAAAGUUGGUCAGUUGGAUUGUUUUUAUUCGUCGGAAAUUCUCGGAACGCAAUAUGUAAUUCCGCUUUAUUAUUUAUCUACGCCGCCAUUGCUAAUAAAAU
This is a messenger RNA of Ostrinia nubilalis (European corn borer), 2796 nucleotides long. RefSeq lists its product as uncharacterized. The record is from RefSeq and is a predicted model, not a curated record. NCBI's taxonomy places the organism in Eukaryota, Metazoa, Arthropoda, Insecta, Lepidoptera, Crambidae. The transcript is spliced from 3 exons. Bases 148 to 858 code for a protein of 236 amino acids.